UAUUAUUUGGCUGUGGAUCACAAUUUAGCUGUUUUACAAUUAAUGAGAUCAUUUUCACAAUGAAUUGGCUUUUGUGAAUAAGUAUUACAUUUUUAUGAGUGAUCUGACGGUAAAAAUACUGAAACCAUUCUUCUUUGUCUUUGAAGACCGAAAUUAAGCUUCAGGCAACAUAUGAUAUAAGAGAGACCAUUUUAUUUUGUCAGGUUUUCUCUGUUUGUGUUUCCAACAUAUUGUUACCGCAUUGUUUUCCUUUCUUUCUGUUCAGUUAUUUCUUAAUUUAUUUUUUCUCUUUUAAUUUAGUUCACCUUUAUUUUUGUGGUUAAUUUUAAUUAAACAAGUGUGUAUUUGUCUGUAAUAUAUUUAAAAAUGGUUAAUGGUGACAAACAAUCAGGAAAGGUAAUAAAUGAAUCAACAUCUUCAUCUGCAUCAUCUUCCAACACACCAGCUAAUGCUAAUAUUUUAAAAGAAUGUCACAGUCUCUAUGUUGAAGGUGAUUAUGGGUUAAUCAAAACUGGCCGUUUAUUGGGGCUUAGCUUGCUAGCUCCUCGUCGUAAAAUAAUGGUCAUGUUAAUUGGCAAUCAUUCAGCGGGUAAAAGUAGCUUUAUCAAUUGGUAUGUUGGUGAUAGGAUACAAAAAACUGGUGUUGCUAUUGAAACUCAAGGAUUCACUUUUAUAACCAAUGGAAAGAAAAGAGAAUCCCUAACUGGAAAAGCAACACUUCACCUUCACCCUCACUUUAAAGCCUUAGAGAACAUCAAAGGUCUCUCGGAUUACCUUUCAACCGAAAUUUCACCUUCACUGGCAAACAGAUUCAACUGUGUUACUUUUAUUGAUACACCAGGUUUGGUAGAUGGUGAUAUGUACUAUCCUUAUGAUGUUGACAAGGCUAUCCAAUGGUUAGGUGGUAUUGCUGAUCUAAUAUUUGUAUUUUUUGAUCCUAUCGGCCAAGCCUUGUGUCGUCGUACUCUAGAUGUUGUUCAGAAGCUAAAUGCUGUAAAUACUGAGAAAAUAAAACUUUACCUUUCAAAGGCUGAUGAGGCGGGAGAAGAAUCAGAUCGUCAAAAAGUUAUGAUGCAGAUUGUCCAAGAGCUAUGUAAACGUCCUGGUCUGAAUAAAACUGGCUUUCAGAUGGCUACUAUUUAUAUACCUGACUCACGAAUCAUGAGGCCAACUAACUGUAUCAAUCAAAUUGACGAUAUUCAUGAACAAAUUGAGAAAACCAUUAACUACACUGUGCAACACUCUUUGAACACUUUAGAGAAAGAUUGUGACCGAAUAAUCAAUCUAAUUGACAAGAAGAUUGCUGAUGAUGACGAGAAAAAAUCCAAAAAUUUACAUGCUCGGAUUAAAUCGUCUGCUUUUCUUCUCAUUUCUCUUUUCUUACCUUUUCUAAUAAUCUUAAGAGAAGGUAAAAGUUUAACAUUAUUUUCAUCCAUCAAACAAUUGACCGGGGAAAGUGUAGUGCUACUUCUAGAAAAUAUACUUCAACCUAUUGGUGAUUUAUGGAAAACUCUUCCUCAUGAGUAUCAUUUUUAUGUCCAUAUUGGUAUAAUUCUUACCUCAUUGAUAUUCCUUGGAAUGGGCCUUUACACAGCCAAAUUUGUUCCUAGUUUGGACCGAAAAACUCGUAAUGAUUUGAUCAAAAGAAAAGAAUAUAUUCUUAGCAGGAUUAAACCUCGACGAUACACUUUAUAUAAAGAAUAUUUGGCUCAAAGUGUUAACGAUGAAGAUUUACUUGGUUAAUAUCAACAUUUAUUGAUAUAUGGCUGAUUUUAAAUUCUAAACCAUUAAUGUUUCUAUAAACUUGGUGUAGAUCAUGUACAUAGUAUUUGAUGAAUCUCCCUUUCUUGCCUUUUUCGUUCAUCUUUAGAAAAUCGGACAUUUGUUGAAGUCAUCGCCAAAUGAUUAUUUUAUUUCUCAAAUCUAUAUCUAUUAUAACUUGGGCAUCUCUCACAAUAUCUUUUAAAAUCAUCAUCACAAACCUUUAAUGAAUGGAAAUUACAACUUGAGCAUUGUUUUCAUUGGUUAAUCUAUUUUUUGAUACAUGUUCUUAACAAAUGGAUCAUCCAUGUUCAACUGCAACAAUGGCUUAUGGAUAAUACUUCGGUGCAAAUACAGUUUCUUAGUCAAUUUACUAAAGGUUGUCACAAGGUUUUAAUUGUAUGUUAAGCCAUUGAAGAUAUUUAUGUUAGGACACCAUGAUAACUAAAUGUUUGAAUAUCUUCAAUUCAAGAAACUAACAUACAAUUAGACUGCUAUUUAGUGCUGUAAAUUCAAUAUUGAAUAACUUCAAUCAACAAUUCAAUAAAUUAUGCUUAUAAAUGAAA
Molecule: messenger RNA, 2327 nt
Organism: Tetranychus urticae (two-spotted spider mite)
Lineage: Eukaryota; Metazoa; Arthropoda; Arachnida; Trombidiformes; Tetranychidae
Molecular function (GO): GTPase activity
Source: RefSeq, a predicted model, not a curated record